Molecule: messenger RNA, 2298 nt
Organism: Endocarpon pusillum Z07020
Lineage: Eukaryota; Fungi; Ascomycota; Eurotiomycetes; Verrucariales; Verrucariaceae
Exons: 2
Coding region: 1-2298 (765 amino acids)
Biological process (GO): transcription initiation at RNA polymerase II promoter
Cellular component (GO): transcription factor TFIID complex
Molecular function (GO): RNA polymerase II general transcription initiation factor activity; protein binding
Source: RefSeq, a predicted model, not a curated record
AUGUCUGCUCCCAGUCCAGCAGCAAGGAGCGCCAGCAUUGGGCAAAACCCUCCACUACCAACACCUACCCAGCCUCACAUCAAUGGCGUCACUACGGGCGGUGGAUCUAUGGCGACUUCUGGAGUCAGCGCUGGGGGUGUUAUGUCUGGUGGCGGAGGGGGAGGCGGAGGCAUGUCGCAGCAGAACUUGAAUCAGAUUGUCAUCGACUACCUCGCCAAAAAAGGCUACACCAAAACUGAGGCAAUGCUAAGAGCAGAAUCUUCUCAAACGGCUGUGCCUGAGACUGCUGCACCACCAGCUAUGACUGGCGGUACGCCGAGAUAUCGGGCGGCCUAUGAGGGGACCAAGAAAUGGAUCGAUGACACACUUGAUAUCUACAAGCCAGAACUCAAACGCAUAUUAUGGCCUCUUUUUGUGCAUUCUUAUCUCCAGCUGGUGGCAGAGCUCUAUCCUACAGAAAGUCGGGCCUUUUUCGAACAAUACAAGCAAGACUUUCGCCCCGAACAUGAAGUUGACAUCAGAGGACUAGAACGCAUCAGCCUUCCCGAGCACCUGAACGACGAUAAUGUGGGCAAGCUUUACCGAGAUAACAAGUAUCGAGUCGUCCUCAGCAACUUUGCCUUUGUGCAUUUGAUGCAAUAUCUUGAAGCAAGUGCUGAUCAAGGAGGGAAAUUACUGAUUGAUCUGCUUGAAAAGCGAUGUAAUAUCAGGCACGUCGAUCGAGCAGCGGACGAUCGUUUCAGCUUCGCCAGCCUGUUGCAAAGAGGGAAAGAAGUACAAGAUAUGCCGGCCGAAGAUGAAGGCAUUCCCGGCCACAAUCCAGGAAACUCUAUAAUCACAGACGAUCCAACGCAGGGCAAUAACCUGGUCAAGCUUCGAUUGGGAAGACUGCCACUCGACAAAGACCUCGAAGCUGACGUCCGUGGCGAUCUAGAAGAUAUGGACACUGCGCAACCCGCCCUUGCUGGUCAAGACAGUCUCGUCGAGACACUGGAAAUGAACAUCAAGCAAGAACCCGACGACGAAUUCCCGUCUCGUACCGAACUAGCCUACCCACCAUCCACCGCCCGCGACGUAGCAAUGGAAGUCCAGAAAAUCCGCGAAAACCGCGACCGGUUCAAGAUUGAAGCACGCACCGGUGGCAUCGGCCCUGGCAUCAGCGUGUGCAUGUUCACCUUCCACAACACCUACGAUAGCAUCACCUGCCUCGACUUCUCCGGCGACAAUGAACUCGUUGCAGCAGGGACCUCGGAAUCCUACAUCCGCGUCUGGAGUCUCGACGGAAAGCCCAUCUCAACCGACAACGACGACAACAGCAGCACCAUCCCCUCCGCCUCGCACCGCUUAAUCGGCCACUCCGGCCCCGUCUACGCGGUCUCCUUCGCCCCUUCCUCCGCCGCCCCCUCCGCAGCAGACAUCAGACCAAGCACGAAAUGGCUCCUCUCCUCCUCGGCCGAUAGCACCAUUCGCCUCUGGAACCUCGACAUCUUCCAACAAAUCGUCGUCUACAAAGGCCACAUCGGCCCGGUCUGGGACGUGGAAUGGGGUCCGUUUGGCCACUACUUCGUGUCUGGGGGCCACGACAAAACCGCGCGCAUCUGGUCGACGGAUAAGAUCCGCCACUUACGCUUGUUGGCUGGCCACGAUGACGGCGUCGAUGUCGUCGCCUUCCACCGCAAUUCCGCCUACGUCUUUACCGCGAGCAGUGACAGGACGGUGCGGAUGUGGGGGCUGACGAAUGGCAAUGCGGUACGCAUGUUCACGGGCCAUACGUCUGCCAUCACGGCGUUGUGCUGUAGUCCCAACGGCAAGAUCUUGGCGAGUGCGGACGAGAAUGGCUGGAUCUGUCUUUGGGAUCUGGCGUUGGGACGGCUGAUCAAGAAUAUGCGCGGCCAUGGCAAGGGCGGGGUGUGGAGUCUCAGCUUCAGCGUGGAGAGCACGGUGCUGGUGAGUGGGGGUGCCGAUUGUACGGUCCGGGUUUGGGAUGUCCAUGGCCCGGCCAAGGAGGUAGGCAAGGGAGUUGGGGUGGGGGUGGGAGUAGGAAUAGGAGUGGGCGGCGAGGCGGGGAAAGUGGAUGGCGCUGCUGGCUCUUCCACCUCGGGCGCCGGGACCAGUACUGCUGUUGCUGCGAGCGUGGGAGGAGUGGUGUCCGGCGCUGCUGGACCGAAGAAAAAGGGGAAAGAGCAAGGCGUCUCGGCCGAUCAGAUCAGUGCGUUCCCUACCAAGAAGAGUCCGGUGUACAAGGUCAAAUUCACCAAUAUGAAUCUCGUCGUCGCUGGGGGUGCGUAUUUGCCAUGA